Molecule: messenger RNA, 1893 nt
Organism: Spinacia oleracea (spinach)
Lineage: Eukaryota; Viridiplantae; Streptophyta; Magnoliopsida; Caryophyllales; Amaranthaceae
Product: probable mitochondrial adenine nucleotide transporter BTL3
Exons: 4
Coding region: 143-1393 (416 amino acids)
Biological process (GO): transmembrane transport
Source: RefSeq, a predicted model, not a curated record
AAUCCGAAACAAAAGUGAGUGACCGAGUGAGCAAAACGCCAUUUGCAGAUUUUCCCUGGUUUUUGAUUCAACCUCACUUUCAAAAUCUGCGAAAAAUCCCCAAACAACCUUCAUCAAUCUCCACCUCCACAAAUCUCACUCAAUGCCCACCUCCGACACCUUGGCCCUACAGUACACCGCAACCCCGCCAUACCCGCCGUAUAUCUUCGCCGGCGGCCUCUUUCUCGACCCCAUUAUCCCACCUUCCUUCCUCAAUUGCAUUUCAAAUUCACCUUCUCGAAAUUCCGCCGUUUCGAUUAAAUCGAAGCGAGCAGUUUCUUCGGUAUCGGUAUCAUUCAAGGGUGGUUUUUCAUCGAUUAGUUUGAAGGAUUGUACUGCUAUUACUACUACUACUAUCACUUCAAGUGUUAAUGGAGGAGAAGAAGAAGGGGAUUUGGGGAUUAAGAACGUGUUGUUGGACAAAGAGAAAGUUGUGCCUUCAGGACGCGGUGCUGCCGCCGUGAACUCUAGUAAACAUUUCUGGUCUGGCGCUGUUGCCGCCAUGGUCGCCAGAACUGUCGUUGCCCCACUCGAGAGACUGAAGCUAGAAUAUAUAGUUCGUGGUGAGCAGAAAAACAUCUCGGACCUCGUCAGGACAAUUGCUGUUACUCAGGGCGUGAGGGGCUUUUGGAAGGGGAACUUGCUUAAUAUUCUACGCACAGCUCCAUUUAAGGCAAUCAAUUUUUGUGCUUAUGAUACUUAUAGAAAGCAACUACACAAAUUACAUCUCAUGGACGGAACGGCAAAUUUGGAAAGGUUCAUUGCUGGAGCUGCUGCUGGAAUCACUGCUUCUGUUCUCUGUUUGCCUUUAGACACAAUUCGAACCAGAAUAGUUGCACGUGGUGGGGAAAGUUUGGGUGGUGUUGUUGGUGCUUUCCGCUAUAUGAUCCACACAGAAGGAUUCUUUUCCCUUUACAAAGGCUUGCUUCCCUCCAUUCUUAGUAUUGCACCUUCAAGUGCAGUUUUCUAUGGGGUGUAUGAUAUACUUAAAACAGCUUAUCUGAAUUCCCCUGAAGGAAAGGAAAGGAUACAGAAAACGAAGCUUCAAGGGAAGGAUAUAACAGCCUUUGGUCAACUGGAACUGGGACCUCUAAGAACGUUACUAUAUGGGGCAAUUUCUGGUGCUUGUGCCGAAACUGCUACCUAUCCAUUUGAAGUGGUUAGGAGACAGCUUCAAAUGCAAGUUCAUGGAGCAAGAUUGAGUACUCCAGCAACUUUUAUUAAAAUAGUCGAGCAAGGAGGGAUUCCGGCUCUAUAUGCUGGACUGCUUCCCAGCGUACUUCAGGUACUCCCAUCAGCGGCAAUAAGUUACUUUGUAUAUGAGUUCAUGAAGAUAGUUCUCAAAGCUGAAUGAAAAGGUAGAUGAAGCUGCAUUUGAAGUCUGUUGGUGCUGGAGCCAUGAGCGAGCAUGUCAUGUAUAGAGAUUGGUAAAGCCACUCCAUUUUGACAGCUUCUAGGAAAAUUUUCUCUACAAAUAGUGUUCAGUCAUCUUUCAGGGAAUUAUUUAGGGUUAUGCCAUACUAUUUUGAAACUGGUGCUCCUUUCUUAUCAAAUAUGGCCAUAGCUACUGUUGACUGGAGAGGUCGGUGAAGUGCUGAGUUGAGCAAGAUACCUGAACUGCUUGUAGAUGAAUUUUUUAGGUUCAGAACCUCGAUUUGGAUAGGAAGAAAGGGAUUUUUACUUCAUUCUUGACCUGUAUGUGGGUAAAAAGAACAUGUUGCUCUAAUGCUGUUAUAGACAUAUUGGUCAUAUUACUAUUCUUUUUAGCUUAGUGGAAAACUUUGCUGUCUUUUGUAAAACACUAAAUUUGUGACAGCUAAAAGCAUAAUCAAGAAUUGAGCCUUUCCUUCUCCA